Molecule: messenger RNA, 1629 nt
Organism: Melanotaenia boesemani (Boeseman's rainbowfish)
Lineage: Eukaryota; Metazoa; Chordata; Actinopteri; Atheriniformes; Melanotaeniidae
Product: kelch repeat and BTB domain-containing protein 13
Exons: 1
Coding region: 1-1518 (505 amino acids)
Molecular function (GO): protein binding
Source: RefSeq, a predicted model, not a curated record
AUGGAAGCGCCUGAAAGCCUGGGAAACAGUCAGGAUAUCCAUGGAGAGAAUGCCACUCUCACUCUGGAGGACAGAGAGAGCCAGGCUGGCUGGGUGAGAGUCAAAGUGGAGGAGAGCUGGUUCACUGUGGAGCGGGAUUUUCUUAUAAGUUAUAGUGACUAUUUCCGGGCUCUCUUCCGUUCUGGGAUGAGAGAGAGCAAGCAGGAUGAGCUUCACCUGAAAGGUGGAGUCCAUGCGAGGGGUUUCCUUAUUGCCCUUGCUGUCUGCAGGGGAGAGAAUUCUACCAUCAGUGACCCAGAUGAGCUUGUAGAAGCUGUAGAGUGUGCUGCUUUUCUUCAGGUUGCAGAUUUGGUCCAGUAUCUUUGUGAUAUCAUAGACUCAAACAACUGCCUCUUGCUUUACCAUGCAGCUGCCAUCUUUGGGGUGCAUAACUUGCUUCACCAUGCUGCUCUCUUUCUUCGUGAUGCUUUCGAUGACCUCAAGGAAGCAGCAGAAAGCACAAUUCCUGAGGAGCUGCUGCAAUAUUCUCAAACACUGUCUCCUGCUACUUAUGUUGCAAUAGGUACCCAUUCUCCUUCAAUGGAGCUGCUACAUGACUCGUUUAGGGUUGUUUGCUUCCUUGAUGAAAAAGAAGGAGAGUGGAAGCAUCUGACAAACCUUCCAACUCUUUGUAGCACCUCCAUGGCUGGUGUGGCAGUGGUGGAUAAUCGACUGUAUAUUGUAGGGGGAGUUUAUGGUUAUGGUAAAGACACAGUGGAUGGAAGCUUCUGCUACAACCCAGAUUCAGGGAUUUGGACUGCACUUCCAGGUCCCCAGCAACCGAGAUAUGAUUUCACCCUGCUUGGGUAUAAUAGCCAACUCUAUGCUAUUGGUGGAGAGGUCCAAAAAAGAACAAUUUCGACAGCGGAGAGGUAUGACACUGCAAAGGGUGAGUGGAAAUUUAUACAACAUGCACCAAGACCUGUUGCAUCUGCUGCUUGUGCUGUUGCACGUCGACGAAUGUUUGUUUGCUUCUGGAAGCCACCAGAUACCACAGACAUCUAUGAAUACAUACCACUGAAAGAUGAGUGGAAACUUGCAACAACAAUGAUAAAACCUCAAAGCUAUGGCCACUGUAUGGUAGCUCACAGGGACAAUUUAUAUGUGAUGCGCAACGGGCCUUGCGAUGACUUCCUACGCUGCCUAAUGGACUGCUAUAACAUCACGACAGGCCAGUGGACAGCCAUGCCUGGUCAUUACAUCAACAGCAAGGGAGCGCUGUUCACUGCAAUGAUAAGGGGAGACUCUGCCUUCACAGUCAAACACAUGCUAACUCUUGAGUACACCAUCACUGCAGAUGGAUGGAAGCCCCGCAGGCAGAUGAAGGGAUUUCCAAAGAGUGGCUCACUGUGGACAUGUUUACUUAGACUCCCUAAGACUGGACCAGUUACACCACAACUAGAUGUGGAGGAGAGGGGAGGAGAAAGGUACCUGCAGGACACAUCUGAAGGAUCUGUUGAGGCUUUACAGCACUUGUGAAGUUUCUUCACUACUUAAAAACAAUGUGAUUUAAAUAUAAAAGCCCAUUUAUGCUCAGUGCAGAAGGCGGAUAUGCAGUUGGACACACACUUUUGUCAGUAUCCUGCAUUG